CAAGCGUUUAUUCUUUACCCCAUUCUCGGUAUCACAAGCAACGAGUAUAGGCUACCUAUAACGCUAAAACGAUAAGUGAAAGUCGCGUGAUCAGCGAGUUCAGGGAGUGAACUUUGUAUGUCAUAGCUCGAUAGCUCCCGGUGGAGCUAUAGAAUUAUUGACGUGACCUCAUUGAUUAAUUGAUCGCGUUUAAUGCGAUGUCGGCAAACGAUCCGCUAGAAUAUAGCUCACGUGAAAUUACGAGCGCGGUUAGUUUUUUUUUUUGGUCUCUCCUUUCUUUUUUCCUCUUCAGUCUAAUUCCGUCGAUUGACCAACCGAGCGUAUCUACUCACCCGGCCCUCGAGGUAUCGGCGAUAAUUGCUUGGCGACCAGCUUAUGAGUCGGACCAAUUCGACCGUUUAGAAGAACCCCGUCGGUCAGAUAACUCUGGCGAACCUCCGUGACGCUGUGACCCACGGGUUCGGGAUUUGGAUACUGUGGACGAAAACGAUCGAAAGAUAAAAUUUGGAAAACGUUAUCGAUGAGAUCGAAUCGGAUCUUCCUGUAAUUUUGUUGGGACGUACGAAAAACAUCUCGAAAUCCUCCUCGAAGGAAUUACGUGGUUGGAUUUUUUUCAACGAGCAUUCUUCAAAGUUACUAAUUCGUAGCUCACAAUGAGGUGUUUUUAUCUUGUAGCGAUAGCAACGAUUAUAACGAAACGUUAUAAUCGCGAUAAGAAAUUUAAUUCCGUUCGUGCGGUACACCAACUCUGUAAAUAUAAAAUACCAAAUCCGAGCGAAUUGAAAUCGGCAGAUUAUACGAGAGAAAAAAAAUAGUUAUUCUCAUCCCCUACUGGCAACAGAUGAGAAGUAAUUUGGCAGAGGGAUUUCAAUUUUUUGGCACGGACUUUUAACAGCUGAUUUAUUUUUUGGUAUUUCAAAAAAUCACGAAGUAACCCUUAAAAUUAACAAGUUGUUUGAUUUUUUUCUCCUCUCGCACACAUGGAAAACGAUUGAAAAAUAAAUCGGUAUCGAAAUAGAAAUCAUGUCGGUGGUGCGAAUCGAAGCGCCUCCGAAAUCGGGUUUCGGAGCAAGAAAGGGAAACGCAGAACCUGCGACGCGGGAACAGUACCUGUUCCUGUUGGAAUUUUUCGUGCACAGUAUUUCGGGCGACAGACUCGCUAAAUUGAAUCAAAUGUUUUUCGUCCCGACGAGCGUCUGCUUCAGAUUUUUAACGUUCAACGACGACGGUAUCGAGGUUACUCCGGUGGAUCCGAUGUUCGAACCGCAAGCCGGUAUCGCCGACGAUAUCGAAUAUUUUUACUCAGGACGUUCCGUGAUGUUCGCCAUAGCCGAGGAGGUCGUUUUGAAUAAAUUGUCCGAAUUUAGCGUAGCGAUGAUCGUCCAAAAGAAGAUGCCGGAUAACAUAAAACCGAACGUUCUGGUAGGCGUCAGCUACAUUGAUAUGAGUCGGCAAUUUUCCGAGAUAAAAUUUCACCUAGAACGAUGCAAGGAGGGCCAGAUACCACCUCCGCAGACAUGCGAGAACGAGUACCCCCUACUUUUUAACGGCGAACAAGUCGGAGAGAUAACGGUUUACGCGAGAUUAUCGGCGUUCGGGCAAACAAUCGUUACGGAAUUCGACGCCCCGUCCGUUCUCGGUGGAGAGAAGCAGCACACCUUUUACUUCAGAGGUGAUGAAAUCGAUGAGAAAACUCUCGCCUACAAGUGCAGAAUCAUCAGUUACAGCAAUAUGGACAUAUGCGGGGAUUCCAGCGACGACGUCACCAAAUCCUGUCCCGUCUGCGCCCCCGAAAGAUAUUCCUGUCUUCCCUGCGGUUUGGAAUUCGGAGCGAUAGCGCGUCCCGUGACCCCCGCCUGCCCUCAUCCGGACGGCCCUUCAAUUUUUGAAAAACCAGCUUCCUAUCCCCCGCCGAUUAUCGGAAGCGGACCGAUUCAGUCGAGUCGAGGAGGUCAGCCCUGCGGGAAGGCCGUUGUCCUCAAGGUUUCGGGACUCCUGGACUGCGGGGACGACAAACAGCCGACUGUCACGGUAGUUCCGGAAUCUCAGGCUACUGGACCGAACAAUCCUCCUGAUUCCGAACACGAUGUGUUCAUAUUGAGGAUCGGAAAGAAGGGACUCGUUUCCGCCGGAGAAAAAUCAGAUCUACAACUGGAAAUGAGGACGCCAAAAGGUCCGGAGAGACGUCCGCCGAUCCGGUACGAAACCAGAGAGAUGCAGACCGAAGCCGACAAGGGAGGAAAAGGGAAGGGAAAAGGCAAGAAAAAGAAGGGGAAAAAAUAGGAGCAGA
Molecule: messenger RNA, 2290 nt
Organism: Athalia rosae (coleseed sawfly)
Lineage: Eukaryota; Metazoa; Arthropoda; Insecta; Hymenoptera; Athaliidae
Exons: 1
Coding region: 1024-2283 (419 amino acids)
Source: RefSeq, a predicted model, not a curated record